AUGCCAGAUCCACUAUGUAAAGACAUACACAAAGUAGAUCACCCGAAUGAAACUCUUAAGAAGAUUCGAAGAUAUAGAAUGACCGAAGACUUUUCACAGUUAGUUGGCAUGGAUGUACCGCUUGAAAUAGAAAACAUUCGGCAGGGUCUGCUUCAUGGCUCGACAGACUCAUUUCUUGAGCUAGCAGAGUACAUGUGGAUGGAGCUAGCCAGAGAUAACUCUGUUCUCAGAGGGCCCUUCAGGACUUUUAUAGAAAAGAACAAGCUUAUACGGCUAAUCCCACCCACACCGCUAAUUUCCAUCGUAUUCCUCUUUUCAGGGGAAGAAACUCUGAAAGAGUGGUGCAUUAUAAAUGUGUGUGAGUUAUACAAUACGCCAAACUAUUUGAGUGGAAUGGUCACAGGAGGAACUUUUUUUUAUAAAAUACACAAGGAAAUAGUGCAGGAGACAUCCAGGCAUAAAGAGAGAAACUUUCUGAAGUCUCUUUUUAUUUUUGCUGUCUUAGGCGGGUCAUUAAUCCACCCGCACUAUGCCCUUUUUGAGGAAAGACUCAACAGCCUGUCCGGUGAAAUUUCCAUAAAAUUUAACAUAUACAAGGUGCUGGUUGCAGGAGAGGUGAGUAUAACUGGCGAGGUAAAGAGAAGCAACAAAGUUGCUCUAGACCUUAUAACAAAGCUGCUGUAUGAGAUAACAAACAUGCAGCUGCAUCUAUUUCUGGCGAAAAACAGGCAGGAAACAUCUGACAUAAAAAUGAUGCUUCUGUUUACCACGUGGGAGAUGCUUGAGCUAGGCAUAAAAAUAGAUAUUUGCAAGCACUUGAAGCUCUCCAUAUUGAAAAGCGGGCUUUUAUCAAAUAAUGGCACAAUUAGGAAAAGACUGUAUGCCUCGGUAGUGGAAAUGUACAUGUACAAGGGGGUUUCCCUUCUGGAUCUAUUUAGAUAUGGGCUGCUGGAGUAUGUUUUGGCACAGGCAGAAUACAAAGUGUCUACAAAUCUGCAGACUCCGUACAAUGCUAUGAUUCGAUCGCUGGUGAUUGACACGGUUGCUCUGAUAAAUACGUAUAAGAUAAGAACCCAGGAGAUUUCGCCUGGGAAAAUUGAAAAAAUCGUUAGAGCUGAUUACAUGGACUUAGGUGCAGAGGAAACAGAAGCCAUUAUAAUCUGCAGCUGCAAGCUGUGGAGAGACAGGAUGUCAGUGCAUUCUGACUAUACAGUUUCGGCAUUUGUCCACCUGCUGUUUUUCCAUCUAAACACAAGGAUCACAACAAAGUAUAGCAAGAAUACAGCUAUAAUGAGUGAGUUCAUGGAGAGUCUAACCAUGACGGUUGGCAGCAGGCUGGGCCGUCUGGAUAGAUCUGCCGCAGACGAAAGAGACCGCGUUAUCAUUGCGGCCGUGCUUAAUAAGAAGUACUCGGACCACACGGAGCCAGUGAAAAUUGAAAUUCUUCUUGAUCUAAUCAAAGAAUGCACAUGCUUUUACGAGUGCACAGGAAACAUUCCAGAGGGAAUGGAGGGUCUUUGCGGAGUUAUUGAGAAAUAUAUCAAUAGCUACAUCACAAACAGAGUGAGCAAGAAAGACACAGAGUAUAAGUUCUCUGCAGUAGAAAACAGUCCUCAGACAGACGAGAAUAUAUCUGAGGAGUGCAAUAUUCUUAACAUGCUGUAUGAGAUGGUGCAGAUGCCCAUUAUAGACCCGGUUUUGUCCCAGAUUAACUAUAUUGUGCUGCACCUGGAUACAAUUACUAGUGACACAACAGAGAUUGAUUUUACAUGGAUUCGCAAGCUAAAUCUGAAGAGAUCAUUGAAAAUCAAUCUGAAAAUGACUUUUCUGAAAAACUUGUUUGACAAGUACUUGCUGCUAGCACGCGACAACAAGCUAAUUAUCAAAUCAGUGAUGAAUGACAUUCAGAGAAUUCAGAAGGAAAACAACCUAAAGGAGGAUGAGGCAAUGAAAAGGCUUUUUAAAAGGGCUGAAAGGAUACUCGAAAAGAAAAAAGAGCAUACAGUGGAGAGCACCACGAAAGACAUACUCUUUAUUCCGCAGACGCAAAAUAUCACUACAUGGCAGAAGCCAAUUAACAAAGUGAGACAAGAGAUUCAGACAAACAGAGACUUUAUUCUUUCACUCCUCCGGAACGAAGAGCCUUCAAAUUAUCUUCCAGUAAAGCCUACAUAUAGCACGUUCUUGGAGUACUUUACAACAUACUCGCCGCUUGUGAUAAAAGAGUCAAUUGCUUCUAUCCAGGCAAACAUUGCAGCAGAUAACAUUGGGAGAAAAGCCAUCGAUGGACUUAUUGUUGGAAAACACGAUGAAGCCAGAACUACGACCCUCACUGUCUACACCAGGAAUAAGCACGCGCUUUUCAUAAAUGAUAUUGUAACGAUAUUCAAUAAGAAUGAUGGGCAGGACACACAAAGUUGUACGGGCCUGGUGAUUUAUGAAAAAGAAGGACAGUAUGAUAUAAUGGUGUGCACAAAAACACUGGAGAUGCAGGGCAGAUAUUAUAAAAUAAGCAUUCAGCCUCUUAUAAAUAUCACGCCCAGCAUGCGGGAAUAUGAUGGCCUGAUCAGGCUGCAGCAGCUGCAUCUUCGGCAUAAAAUGCUCAAUCCCGCCAAGUGCGAUGAGAAAGAAUCGUCUACAGCAGAGGGUCUUUCGCUUUCCCAGAUGCAUGCACUGGGGCGCACUGGCACCUCGCCAAAUAUACUCAGUGCACCAUGCGCUAGAAUGCUUUCUGCAGGGCAUCCUUUGGUCUCUGCCUUUUAUGAUCAACUGAACAAAAGUCAGCAGGUGGCUGUAAGCACUGCCCUGAAGAAGAAUAUAACUCUGAUUCAGGGGCCUCCUGGAACGGGAAAGACAAAGACUGUUUCCAGCAUGAUUGCAUACUUCCUUCUGCAGAACUGCAGGGUUCUUGUGUGCGCUCCCAGUAAUGCUGCAGUGGACAUGCUUGUAGAGAGUGGGUCAAUAUGGAAAACCAUUCCAGACUGCAAGUGGAUACGCAUAAGCAUAAGUGGAAACAGAAUAUGUGAUGAAGGAGAUGAGGCAGUAGUAAAUAAAGGUGAACUGAUGGAAAACCUUCAGAACAGCCCUUCUUUGGUCCAGAGCAUUAACGUGCAGACCACUCCAAGCAACUAUUCUACAGACCCGAAGAAUAAGCUGAAGACAGAAAAAACUAGAGAAAGUGAACACACCAGUCCAAAUGUAUCAUACACCAGUGCUUCAAAUGAUAAAUUUGCGUCAGUUAGGGAACCCUCUAGGAAGGAAAAUAAGGAUGAGAUAAACCGUGCACAACUGGUAUUUUGCACUCUCUCCAUGGCUGGAUCAUCUGUUUUCAAUCAGUCUCCUUUUGAUGUUUUAAUAAUUGAUGAAGCUUGCCAGGCCACAGAACCCAGCACUCUUAUUCCACUUAGAACAGCCCCUACCCGGAUAAUUCUUGUCGGUGACCCAAUGCAGCUGCCCCCAACAAUUAUUUCUCAGUCAAAGGACCUUUCAGUCACACUUUUCGAGAGGCUCUCAGAAUCAAUCACUCCCAUCCUUCUGGACACUCAGUACAGAAUGAACUCUAUCAUUUCUAAGUUUGUAAGCAUGCAGUUCUAUGAAAACAGAUUGAGGGAUGGUGUGUCUCUUGAGUCUGAGCUUCCCUUUGCGUUUAUAGAUGCAUCUGGAACAGAAGAGACUGAAGGAAAAGACAUUUUUAACAGAAAAGAGAUUAAUGUGAUUCUGCAGUUCUCUUCUAUGGCUGCAAAGGCAUAUGACACAGUGGGAAUAAUCAGUCCAUACAAAGGACAGGUUGGCCAGCUGAAGAAAGUCAUCAAAGGAAUGGAUAUCUCCACCGUUGAUGGGUUCCAGGGCCAAGAGAAAGACUGCAUUAUUAUCUCCACUGUACGUAGCAAGAAAAUAGGAUUCUUGAAUGACAUUCGCAGAAUGAAUGUAGCUCUUACACGUGCGCGGUACACAGUAAUAAUAGUCGGCAGCAUGUCUCUGUUACAGCAGGAUCCAACAUGGAAAUCACUUAUUAAAUAUGUCCAAGAGAACAACUUUGUAUACAAAGCAGGAGAGGUGUACUCUAUUCUUAAAUCGAUAAAAGAUAAAAAGAAUCCGCAGGCCCAUCAGUAA
This is a messenger RNA of Nematocida ausubeli, 4113 nucleotides long. RefSeq lists its product as uncharacterized. The record is from RefSeq and is a predicted model, not a curated record. The transcript has a single exon. Bases 1 to 4113 code for a protein of 1370 amino acids. Lineage: Eukaryota; Fungi; Microsporidia. Gene Ontology annotation, molecular function: helicase activity.